Molecule: messenger RNA, 2320 nt
Organism: Hevea brasiliensis (rubber tree)
Lineage: Eukaryota; Viridiplantae; Streptophyta; Magnoliopsida; Malpighiales; Euphorbiaceae
Exons: 2
Coding region: 1200-1877 (225 amino acids)
Source: RefSeq, a predicted model, not a curated record
GUUGAGCCGUUGAGGAGAAAAGCAUCUUCGUGAGGUUGAGGAGAAAAGUGUCUCUGCUGGUGGAAUGGCUGCAUCAGAUUAUUCUAGUUUCCACCCAAUUUCCGAACCAAGUGGAAGCGGAAGUCUGGCCAAGUCAAUGAAAGUUGAGGAAGACUUUGAAAGCUGAGUCAAGCUCUAUUGCUAUGCUUUGUGUUGGAAGAUUAAUGCAAGGUUAUGACAGUGAAGUAUUCCUACAAGAGCAUCUAAUUGGAAGGCUUUUUAAGGCAGCACAAAUGGAGAAACCAAUGAACUACAUUCCUUAAUUGACGAGGAUGAGCUAAUUCUUGCUCGCAGUUCUCUGCUGCUCUGCACAUUGCGACAUUAGCUGGGAAGAUCAAUUUCGUGGAGAAGUUAAUGACCCUCAAGCCUGAACUGGCUAAGAGACUAAACAGAGAUAGUGUUAGCCCAAUUCACAUGGCUUCGGCUAUUGGGUAUACAUAGAUAGUGAGAGAGCUCCUGUCAAGUGACAGGGAAAUGAUGAGUCAUCUUAGAAGUGGAGAUGGAAGAACAACACUUCAUUUUGCUGUAAUUAUAGGGACUACUGAUGUUACAAGGGAAUUGACCACAGCGGUCCCUGAGUGCAAGAAUGAUUUGACGAAUGAAGAAGAGUCUGUGUUUCACCUUGCAUGCCAGUUUGAAGAUAUUUGACUGCUUGUUCUGAUGUUCAAGGAAAUCAACUAACAAGAGCUGAAAGAGAUGCUGAAUGCUCAGGACUGCCAAGGCAACACAUUCUCCAUCUUGCAACCUCUAGAAAGCUGCACAGAGUAGGUUUAUUUAUCUUUUUUGAUUUCUUAUUAUUUUUGUAGUACAAAGUAAAAUAUGCAUGCUCAUGAGGUUCAAAUUAUAAAAUUCAUAAAAUUUUGACCCAUGUCUUUCUGGAUGAUUUUUGUCAGUUCUCUAGGUGUUGAAUCCUUUUACUUCCCUCCCUUGAAUAUGUUUAUUUGUGUUGAUGCAGUAUUUGAAUUUGAUGUUAUAUUGAAGUUCUAUAUUUUUUGCUUUGAUUUAUGUUCACAUUACCUAUCCAAAUCGACCCCAACAAAAAUCUCAGGAAUUUGACAAAUUGGUUGUUGGAAUUGGAGCACAACUCAUGAAAGCAAUACAAUUACUUUUUUAAGUUAUAUGAAGUGAACCAGUAGAUAUGGGUUAAGUGAUGAUUUGGGAUGGAUAACCAGCUCAUUUUAUAUGUCAAAAAUACUGUUAAAGUCCCGUUGGGCGAGGAUGAUGCCAUUGCUAUAGAUAAAGUGGACGUGAACGUCAAGGACAAGAAAAUUUUAACUGCUCUUAACAUGUCUGAUUUUCCAGAAAAGACUAUAAUUGAAGCAGAAGCAAAUGGGAAGAGCAUCCACAGAAUGCUUCAACGUGUAGGAGCACUUAGAAGCCAAGAUCUUGUUAUGCCUCAACAUGCAAAUCCUACGGUAUGUUUCCAUUGUCUUCCUGAGAAACUGCGUGAGUACUUCUCCGAACCAGUUUCCUCCUUGUUUACUUGUAAGAUGUGGUCAAAACUGAAAAGGGAAAUAGAAAAUUCAACCUCAGAGACGAGAAGUGCAGUGAUGGUUGUGGAAGUACUAAUUGCAACUGUCACCUUUCAAUUAGUUUUAAGUCCCCUAGGUAGUUUUCAACAAUCGAAUGAUGAUCAUGGGUUCCAAGAACAUUCAAAUGGAACGGCUGCAAUAGCAUCUGAUGUUGUGAUUUUCAUUACACUUAUGAUUUUGAACUUGGUCGGAUUCUUUUCUUCAAUUGCUAUGAUCCUAAUGCUCAUAAGAGGAUUUCCUCUCAAGAAUCUCCUGAGGAUUACUGUCUUAGCCACAUCUGGUAGCUUUCUGAUCACAAUAUUUUAAAUUGGACCAACUAAAUUCAAUGUCCCUUUUGUAGUGGCAAUGGUCAUGGCUGUUGCUGCAAGUCAUUCGGCUCAUUGUUUGGCUAGGAUAUACAUUUGUAGAUUUUCGAAGUUGUUGUCAUUCUCUUGUGCCAGAAAACAACAGUGGGGUGUAAGAUGAACUAAUUGUCUAUACAAUUGGUUAGUUUCAUAUAAGAUGUAGAAGUUGAUGAAUCUUGAAGUAGAUUUCCAAUCCUCUCAACUACGAGAAUGAACCCUAAAACCUAUUGAAUCUCUUCCUUUUGUAAUGCUCCCUUUGCCCCAAUUUUCAUUUUGUACAAUAUUUAAAGGUUUUGCGUUUUUUUAUUAGAAGAUAAGGUUUUGAUUUUUCAUUUCUUCUCUCUGUGAAGGUCAUGAGUUUUGAUUCUAUGAUUGUUUUCCCUAUUGGCCCCAUUUUCAUUCUAU